UAUUUAACCCAACUAUUGAUGAAAAAUUACCACAUGGCUGGCUUAAAAUGAACCCAAAAUAGGUUGGAGAUUAAAAAUCAGACUCAUAAUUACUAGAGGCAACAAUAAUAAUAAUCAAAAGGUGAACAUUUAUUAAUAAGCAAUUUAAUAAAUGUUUAUUGUUUAAUUAUUAUUCAUUAAACUUAUUAAUAAAUGUUAAUUUAUUAAACAUAUUUAUAAAUGUUAAUUAAUUAAUAAAGUUUGAGCUCUGUAAGAGUGAGUGUUGCACCUUUGUUCAGCUUAAAUGUUAAUUUCCAACAUACUUUGGGUUCAUUUUAAGCCAGCAACACAGUACAUUUAAACAAUAUUUGAGUUAAAACAACCCAGCAGAUUGGGCAAACAUUUAACCCAACUGCUGGGUUAAAACAACCCAAUCCCUGGGUUAAAACAACCCAAUCCCUGGGUUAAAACAAUUCAUUCACUGGGUUAAAAAAACCCAAUCGCUGGGUUAAAACAACCCAAUCGCUGGGUUAAAACAGCCCAAUCGCUGGGUUAAAACAACCCAGUCGCUGGGUUAAAACAGCCCAAUCGCUGGGUUAAAGCAAUUCAUUCACUGGGUUAAAACAACCCAAUCGCUAGGUUAAAAAAACCCAGUGGCUGGGUUAAAACAACCCAUUCACUGGGUUAAAACAACCCAAUCACUGGGUUAAAACAACCCAAUCGCUGGGUUAAAACAAUUCAUUCACUGGGUUAAAACAACCCAAUCGCUGGGUUAAAACAACCCAAUCACUGGGUUAAAAGAAUCCAAUCGCUGGGUUAAAACAACCCAUUCGCUGGGUUAAAACAACCCAAUCACUGGGUUAAAAGAAUCCAAUCGCUGGGUUAAAACAAUUCAUUCACUGGGUUAAAACAACCCAAUCGCUAGGUUAAAAAAACCCAGUGGCUGGGUUAAAACAACCCAUUCACUGGGUUAAAACAACCCAAUCACUGGGUUAAAAGAAUCCAAUCGCUGGGUUAAAACAACCCAAUCGCUGGGUUAAAACAAUUCAUUCACUGGGUUAAAACAACCCAUUCGCUGGGUUAAAACAACCCAAUCACUGGGUUAAAAGAAUCCAAUCGCUGGGUUAAAAGAAUUCAUUCACUGGGUUAAAACAACCCAUUCACUGGGUUAAAACAUCCCAAUCGCUGGGUUAAAACAACCCAAUCACUGGGUUAAAACAACCCAAUCACUGGGUUAAAACAACCCAAUCGCUGGGUUAAAAGAAUCCAAUCGCUGGGUUAAAACAACCCAAUCGCUGGGUUAAAACAAUUCAUUCACUGGGUUAAAACAACCCAUUCGCUGGGUUAAAACAACCCAAUCACUGGGUUAAAAGAAUCCAAUCGCUGGGUUAAAACAAUUCAUUCACUGGGUUAAAACAGCCCAAUUACUGGGUUAAAACAACCCAAUCGCUAGGUUAAAACAGCCCAAUCGCUGGGUUAAAAAAACCUAGUGGCUGGGUUAAAACAACCUAUUCACUGGGUUAAAACAUCCCAAUUUCUGGGUUAAAACAGCCCAAUCACUGGGUUAAAACAACCCAAUCACUGGGUUAAAAGAAUCCAUUCACUGGGUUAAAACAACCCAAUCGCUGGGUUAAAACAGCCCAGUCGCUGGGUUAAAACAGUCCAAUCACUGGGUUAAAACAACCCAAUCCCAGGGUUAAAACAACCCAAUAGCUGGGUUAAAACAAUUUAAUCACUGGGUUAAAACAACCCAAUCACUGGGUUAAAACAAUACAUUCACUGGGUUAAAACAACCCAAUGGCUGGGUUAAAACAACCCAUUCACUGGGUUAAAAUAACCCAAUCGCUGGGUUAAAACAAUCCAAUCGCUGGGUUAAAAUAACCCAGUCGCUGGGUUAAAACAGCCCAAUCGCUGGGUUAAAACAACCCAAUCCCUGGGUUAAAAGAAUCCAUUCGCUGGGUUAAAACAAUUCAUUCACUGGGUUAAAACAAUCCAUUCACUGGGUUAAAACAGCCCAAUCGCUGGGUUAAAACAACCCAAUCCCUGGGUUAAAAGAAUCCAUUCGCUGGGUUAAAACAAUUCAUUCACUGGGUUAAAACAAUCCAUUCACUGGGUUAAAACAGCCCAAUCGCUGGGUUAAAACAGCCCAGUCGCUGGGUUAAAACAGUCCAAUCACUGGGUUAAAACAACCCAAUCCCAGGGUUAAAACAACCCAAUAGCUGGGUUAAAACAAUUUAAUCACUGGGUUAAAACAACCCAAUCGCUGGGUUAAAACAAUACAUUCACUGGGUUAAAACAACCCAAUGGCUGGGUUAAAACAACCCAUUCACUGGGUUAAAAUAACCCAAUCGCUGGGUUAAAACAUCCCAAUCGCUGGGCAAAUCGGUUUGUCCAUUUUCAACCCAGCUUGGUUGAAACAUUUUUUUAGAGUGUAUGUUACAAUUUUUUGCCAUUAGUAUUUCCUUUUUUUAAUCAAAUUCUUCCUUAAAUUUCAUUACAAGCAUGUUCACUUUUUAAAAACUUAUCCAAAAGGUGUUUACUAACAGGAAUGACCCGGGUUUUCAAACAAGUAGGCCUUAAUUGUGUGCAUGUGUUCCAGUUGGUGUAUAUUGUUUAUCUGAAAUCUGCACCAUUUCUAAAAUGUGCUCAUAAAUUAGCAAUGCUAAAGAACAGACUCAAAACAAUAUCCUGUGUUAGCAGGAUGCUAAUGUGAGUUGUCUAACACAGCCUUACUCAAUGAAGAGUAUUUUAAGUGUGUGUGGGUAAUUAGUUAGCGUAGACCAGGCCUGACGGUGGGCUUUAUCCUGAAGAGAUUUACGGAAGCGUUUUACAGUGUUGCUAAUCUUAUUAAGAGCAGCCAUGACAGAUGCGCAGAUUCAGUGUUAUGCUACCUGCUAGCAUCGAUCAAAGAAUCGCCGGCCAUUCAUGUUGUUGGACUACUGUUGCCGGUGCUGUGGGACCACUCUGAUCAAACGCCAUGGCCAGCUGCCAAUCAACAGCAAGAUCCAUGACACCUGGGUUGUUCUUCAAAACCUGUUGAUGUGUAUGGUGUGCUUCUACUCGGUGUACUAUAUUGUGGUCAGUCUCUGCAUCGGCAUUCUCAGGGUGGAGGAGGUUGACAGCUUGUUAGCGCCUUUUGACUACACGACUCAACCAUCAUGGCAAAGUCCGAAAUAUUUAGUGAGUGUGAUCUCCACAGAGGUGACGUACGUUCUGGGCGGUCUGAUAUUCGCGUGGAUCGUGGAGGAAUGGGUGUGGGACUACGCCAUCACUGUCACACUGCUGCACGUGGGACUGACCGUAGCCGUUAUGGCUGAUUUUCCCUCAACAGAGCACUGGUGGAUUGCUCUCGGCUCUGGGUUAUUGAUGAUGAUUUUUGGUGGACAACUCCUGGCUUACCGACUCUUCAGAAAUAAUUUUGUUCAUCCUGCAGAUCUUCAGAAUUUCUGACACACUGUGGAAUAUGUACAGGGAUGAAUAUUCUCGGUUUUGUACUGUAUUUUGUUUUUUACAUCAUGGUGUAGUUUGAAAUGGUUUUGUUAUUCCUAUACACAAUAUUUUGCAUUAUGGAUUUGUUUUGAAACUGCUGAUAAAAUAAUUCC
Molecule: messenger RNA, 3581 nt
Organism: Ctenopharyngodon idella (grass carp)
Lineage: Eukaryota; Metazoa; Chordata; Actinopteri; Cypriniformes; Xenocyprididae
Gene: tmem244
Product: transmembrane protein 244
Exons: 6
Coding region: 2905-3429 (174 amino acids)
Source: RefSeq, a predicted model, not a curated record